This is a messenger RNA of Tachysurus vachellii, 1849 nucleotides long. It is a transcript of the gene hoxb8b, whose product is annotated as homeobox B8b. The record is from RefSeq and is a predicted model, not a curated record. Gene Ontology annotation, molecular function: RNA polymerase II transcription regulatory region sequence-specific DNA binding; DNA-binding transcription factor activity, RNA polymerase II-specific. Gene Ontology annotation, biological process: regulation of transcription by RNA polymerase II. Gene Ontology annotation, cellular component: nucleus. The coding region runs from base 957 to 1691 and encodes 244 amino acids. NCBI's taxonomy places the organism in Eukaryota, Metazoa, Chordata, Actinopteri, Siluriformes, Bagridae. The transcript is spliced from 2 exons.
GAAAAAGGUAUACGAGAAUAAUGAACUAAAUAUGCGAAAAGCUUCUUAAUCCACAGUGAACUUGUGUGUUUCCAGUCCACCUUUGAAUGCACUACCAGUUCUCAUCGCAUAGCGGCAGCGUUGAUCUAAAUUCCUGUUCAGAGAUAAACAUUAUUCCUGAUAAAAAUUGUAAACAAGUUAAAGAUUAUCCAAAGAUUAAUAGAAAAUUAAUAUCAAACAAAAUAAUCGGAUAGCAUUACAACACGACAAUAACUUAUUUAAUAAGUUAAUAAGGAAUUACUGCUUUACAGUUAAUAAGGAAUUACAGCUUUGCCUUCAAGGGUCUAAAAGCCAACUUCACCUUUGGGACUCAGCAUCAUACGUGUGUAAUCCCUUAUGUCACGACUUUAUCUACUUGGUCGGAGUACAUUUGCUUCAAGCUUCAUGACUAGGCUUAAGAUUUAAUGUCUUUAAGCUAAACGUUUAUGUAAGAUCAUAGCUUUAGUCUAACCACCCGUUUGUGGUUGCAUACUAUGAAUUUUGUAUGUGUCGUAUGAGCCUCCGCCACUGAAAUCGUUUUCCAUUAGUGUCAUCCCUCCCUCUACCUCCCCUCUACUCACACAUCACCAACUCCUUCUCUCCUUUUUCCAUUUUCUCCCUGUUCACUCUACUAUCACCAUCGCGCUGUUGUCUGUUUGGAAAUGACGGGGCCAAAGAAAAAGGAGUCAGUAAGACUGAAAAUGCUAAACAAUUGCAUAGAGCUCUACAGGAGGGAAGAAAACCACUAUUUUAUAACACCACAUCACUAAAAAUGCUCCGUGAUAACACUCUCCGGGAGAUUUACUAAGAAGCGUCUGCGCGAAUAUUUACAAUCAGUCUACAUUUGUACGUAGAUGUAAUAUAGACUGUGUGUCUUAAGACAAUCCGAAACUAAUGCUGGUUUAACCCUAUGUCAUAGAGAUGUUUUAAGAAAGCUGAUGAAAAGAAGAAAAAUGAGUUCAUAUUUCGUUAAUUCGCUCUUUAGCAAAUUCAAAGGAAGCGACUCCCUGCGUCCAAACUACUACGAUUGUUCUGGGUACACACAGGAGCUUGCAGGCAGACCGUCUGUGUUGUACGGACACAGCACAGGAUCUACAUUUCAACACACAUCCCAGCUUCCGGAGUUUUAUCACCACGGAGCCUCCACGUUCCCCCACGCACCGUACCAGCACAGUCAGUACCACGGAGAGCAAGCCGCAAACCUUUUUGCGCAGGACGCCUUACAGAGACAGACUUUUUUCGGCUCACAAGACACGGAUUUAGCGCAGUUUGGAGACUAUACUGUGAAAGCAAGCUACAUCACUGAUGAUUUAGAGAGCACAGAAACGUGCCCAGCACAGCUUUUUCCCUGGAUGCGACCGCAAGCUACCGGCCGAAGGCGAGGAAGACAGACGUACAGCCGCUACCAGACGCUUGAACUGGAGAAGGAGUUCCUUUUUAAUCCGUACCUGAACCGCAAGCGGCGCGUGGAGGUUUCGCGAGCGCUUUGCCUGACCGAGCGCCAGGUGAAGAUCUGGUUUCAGAACAGGAGAAUGAAGUGGAAGAAAGAGAACAACAAGGACAAGUUCCCGAGCAGCAGGGAUGAGCAGGAGCAGAUCGAGAGGCAGCGACGCGAAUGCGCCGAUGAUUCAGGAAAACGUACGCCUGAAGAGGCAGACUCAGAGGACGCGUGAAUCCGUGAAUUACAGAUCAAGCUAAGACGUGUUCCGAUUAGCUUCAUAACAGUUCUGUAGUCCGUUGAAAACCUAUAACAACGUGAUGUAAACUCAUGGUCUCUUAUUAAGCCUUGUCUAAAAAAACACGAGGUGUUUCCUUCUUCAUUGGAGUGUAA